GCACACAGGCCACAGCGAGACAUUUAAACUUUAAAGAUCCUCCAGAGCAGCCUGUGUGAGAGCGUGUGUGUGAGAGAGGAGAGCGUUCAGAUUCAAACCAGACAAGCUUUUAAGUCCAUCCAAGUUCUCCAGAAAUCCUGAGGCCUUUUCUUUGAGUCACAAUGGGAGCGUUUAUCGCCAAGAUGUUGCUGCCCACUAUUAGCAGUUUGGUGUUUGUGCCUGCAGCCAGUGUGGCUGCAAAGAGGGGCUUCCACAUGGAGGCCAUGGUCUAUUUCUUCACAAUGUUCUUCACCGCGAUUUACCACGCGUGUGACGGUCCGGGCUUGUCCAUUCUCUGUUUCAUGAAGUAUGACAUUCUGGAGUACUUCAGCGUGUACGGGACAGCCAUAUCCAUGUGGGUCACGCUACUGGCGCUUGGGGAUUUCGAUGAGCCCAAACGCUCUUCGCUCACCAUGUUUGGGGUGUUGACCGCAGCUGUGAGGAUCUACCAGGACCGACUGGGCUACGGCAUAUACUCCGGCCCCAUCGGGACAGCUGUCUUUAUGAUCACAGUCAAAUGGUUGCAGAAAAUGAAGGAAAAGAAAGGCCUUUAUCCAGAAAAAAGUGUUUACACUCAACAAGUGGGCCCAGGGUGCUGCUUCGGUGCACUUGCUUUGAUGCUUCGCUUCUAUUUUGAGGAGUGGGACUACGCUUAUGUCCACAGUUUCUACCACGUGUCUCUGGCCGUGUCCUUCAUCCUACUGCUGCCCAAGAAGAACCGUUAUGCUGGGACAGGACGCAACGCAGCCAAACUCAACUGCUACACCCUCUGCUGCUGUACUUCACAACCUCAGAUGAAGGAAAAAGCACGGACUAUCUGGACUACUCCUCAGAAACCCUGGAUGCGGACCUGUGGUCCUGGCCUACCGUUACACAAAUCCCGGCCACGCACCAUGUAACGCAAGAAACCGUGUCUGUUAACGGCACCCUGAAAGUGAGGACAGUUAUACGACCUCCCAGCAGGCCAAGUAUGCAUUGGACAACUCAUUCACAGGGACAGCACGAUGCCCUGCUAGUGAAAAUCCCAGAAAAAACAGACUCAUAGCAAGAUAUGGAUAGAGAAUAGACUAUCCACCUGAAAAGGAAACACCAAGGCUGGAUUUGACUCCUCAAAUCCAGCUGGAAAGUUUGAGUCACAAAAAAACAGCAGACACAUUAUCUAUCCAAAAUGAAUAAACUGUCUUUCAAAGGUUUCUCAGCAGGGACCACUUGUCUAUGUCCGUUUUAAGAGGCUGUAAAAGAGGCAAUUUAAUUCUUUAUACUCAUCUGUUUGUGCCAGACAGGUCAGACAUCAUCUGGGUACAACUAAACAUUCAACCAAACCUAUAAAGAACAAGACAAGUGGAUUGAUAUAUAUAGCGGUGGAUGGAAUUUUCAAGCAAAUCUGUGGGUUUUAAAAAUAAUUUUAUAUGUAAAUAUAUUUAUUUAUUGUUUCAUUUGUUGUACUGUAUCUAUCUAAUGUUUUUCAGUUUUGAAUAAAUGUUUUUUAAGAUUUAUUGUCGUUUGAACACACUGUGUACAUUCAGGGGA
This is a messenger RNA of Danio aesculapii, 1569 nucleotides long. It is a transcript of the gene mymk, whose product is annotated as myomaker, myoblast fusion factor. Gene Ontology annotation, cellular component: plasma membrane. The record is from RefSeq and is a predicted model, not a curated record. Bases 162 to 938 code for a protein of 258 amino acids. The transcript has 6 exons. NCBI's taxonomy places the organism in Eukaryota, Metazoa, Chordata, Actinopteri, Cypriniformes, Danionidae.